Periconia digitata is the source of this 857-nucleotide messenger RNA. Lineage: Eukaryota; Fungi; Ascomycota; Dothideomycetes; Pleosporales; Periconiaceae. The record is from the annotation of a GenBank genome assembly.
CCUACACACGGCAAAGGGCUCAACUUCGGGCUCCCCGUUCUCUUCGCUUUUCCCGUUCCUGACUACGCCUCGGGGCCUUCUCGGGCGCCAACGACUUCUAGAAUGCUUGCACACAAUUGAAGCAACUUUCCCUCCCAUCGUGAUCCAUCGUCUUCCUGUGACACAUCGGCUCAUCAGGCCUCUCGUCGCCUGCCUGUCUGCCUGCCUGGAUGGGAGGAGGUCAAAACCAAAAGGCCCGCCCCGGAGCCAAGUCUGAGUCUGGAUCUGGGGUUCCCAAGAAUUGGCCGCCAGGCAUCGUGUACCUCCACGAACCGUGCUAUUCAAAGCUGCUCCACCAUGAUGCCACCGCUGCUGUCCUUUUCCCCAGAAGUGACCUUGCCUCGACGGAGCAACCCCGCAAAAUCAAGGGACCCUGCCCCGUGGUCAGAAUAACACCGAUUUCUGUGUCAUCUCAUCCCGCUAAUGGCCAGUACGGGCUGUUUGCUAGCCAGCGUCUUCCCCCAGACUCUUUCAUUCUACCGUACAUAGGUUAUGUGCAUGGGCCUGCCGAUCUCGAUGAUAGUUCAGACUACGAUUUGUCGUUGGAUCGCGAACUCGGUAUUGGCGUAGACGCAUCCAAGAUGGGCAACGAGGCGAGGUUCGUCAACGACUACCGAGGAGUGGCUGCUGCACCAAACGCAGAGUUUCGUCACAUAUUCGUCGAUGUGGGCAAGGGUCGCGUGGAGAAGAGGAUGGGUGUUUUCGUCUUGAGUGCUGGAAAGAGUGGCAAGAGAGCAAAAGGCAUCGAAAGAGGCAGUGAGAUUCUCGUAAGUUAUGGGAAAGGUUUCUGGACCGAGAGAUCCGGGCCGGAUAGUUGA